Microplitis mediator is the source of this 4373-nucleotide messenger RNA. RefSeq names its product solute carrier family 35 member F5. The coding region runs from base 631 to 2031 and encodes 466 amino acids. Gene Ontology annotation, biological process: regulation of peptide transport. NCBI's taxonomy places the organism in Eukaryota, Metazoa, Arthropoda, Insecta, Hymenoptera, Braconidae. The record is from RefSeq and is a predicted model, not a curated record. The transcript is spliced from 7 exons.
GCAAAGUUCCGUCCCCACCUGUUUCAGACUGUUUUGACCGGUGAUAAUGUUAUCAGAUGACUUGCUUAUGUAUUCUAUAGAAUUUCAUACUGUGUAAACUAAAAUGGAUUUUUUUAAUGGAUGUAUUGAAAUGGUUACUGUCAUGGGUCAUUCUAUCGAAUGAAAAUUAUCUGAAAGCGUGACUUCCGCAGUCUGUGAAAUUUUGUGGAAUUAUCGACAACCUUUUUUCUAACUGUCUUUAAUACUUCUGGAGUAGAUACGAUAUUUCUCUGGUUCAAAAAGAUUAUUUUAAAUGAUUUAGAAUGUUAAAUGUCCAUAAGUACAGGAAUCAAUCUGAGAAGUAUUCGAAUUACCAUGUCACCUAAACACGAAAAUCAUAUGUAAAAAUGUACUCUAUUCACCAUGAAGGUUUUUGUCAUGAGAAAUGUUUUCCAAAUCUUAGACUUAUACAUCGUGAAAAUCAUACUUAUAACAUAUGAUGAAUAAACUUUUUGCGUACAUUGGAAAAUAUGAAAGGAAAAAUAAAAAUUCGAUGAUAUUUGAAAAUACAAUUUAAAAAAUUGGUUUGCUAAUAGAAUGAUUAAACUAAUGAGUUAGUCGAAAGAAAUAUGGGAAAGUAGACAAUCUAAAAUGGGAGAAGAUUUACACAGAUUAACAACCAUGAUGAAUAAAUCUCAAAGACUAAUAAUUGGAUUUUUAAUAUUGUUAUUAGUUGAUAUUAUUUGGAUAUCUAGCUUUAGACUCACUCAGUAUAUUUAUUUAGAAACUGCUUUCGAAAAGCCGUUUUUUAGUACAUACAUAAAUCAAUCAAUGUUGACGUUAUAUCUACUGGGUUUGUGUUUUUGGCCACCGUGGAGAGGCCAGUGUAGCAAGUCGACUACUUACACGUUUGUAGAUCCGAACAUAGAAGAUGAAAAUUUUUAUUCGGAAGUCAAUAAUUCAAAUUUGAGUGAUCCGAUAUUCGUUCCAAUACAAAAACCAGAGAACCAUGAUCGAUCGUCCGGAACAGAGAGUGAUGAUUCUUCCAUUCGAGCUGUACGCUUCAGUAAAUUAGCCGAAGUGCGACAUAUGUCUGAAAACGAUGCUAUCGAGGCUUUAUUGGCAAGGCUUAGCUAUCAAGCCAGCGUUCGAGCUGGAGAACAAGCACGCCGACAAGCUCAUAAGUUUUCUAUACAAAAAGUCGCCAAAGUCGCUCUGAUGUUUGGCUUCAUCUUGUUUACGGCAAAUUAUAUAUACCGAAUUUUGUUGGCCCAAAUGGAUAUUGGAAAUAUGACUAUAAUAUCAUCAACGUCUAGCUUAUUCACUUUAUUACUUGCUUCAUUUGUUUCAAGUAACAGCAGUGAUAAACUUUCCCUAUCAAAACUGGUUGCCGUAUUAGUUAACAUCUUCGGAAUGGUUUUAAUGAGUAGAUCGAAUAUAAAUAUGGAUGCAAAAGAAGAACCUAAAGUUAUGAUUUUAAGUAUGCUCAAUGCAUUUUUUCAAACUGUUUACGUGAUAUUCUUAAAAAAAAAAGUUGAUCACGAAGAUCGAAUGGAUAUACCAAUGUUUUUUGGAUUUGUAGGCCUUUUCAAUCUUACUUUGUUAUGGCCAAUAUUUUUUAUUCUUCAUUAUGGACAUUGGGAAGAAUUCGAAUGGCCAAACAGUCGACAAUGGACAUUCAUAGUUAUAAAUGGAAUUAUUAGUACAGUGUUGAGUGAAGUUUUAUGGCUGUGGAGCUGUUUCUUAACAUCUUCACUUAUAGGAAUUUUAUCAGGAAGUUUAUUAAUACCAAUGUCGAUGAUAGCCGAUGUACUCUUAAAAAAAAUUCAAUACCCUUACAAUUUUUACGUGGGUUUGAUACCGAUGAUAUUUGCAUUUUCAUCUAUAUUCUUACUGUCGUAUUAUGAGAAUUGGGACCCAGUAUUGAAUUUAUUGAAAUACUUUCAUUCUUUGAUUUUCAGAAAAAGUAAAAAUAUAAGAGUACUAGACUUGGAAGUUGAGCAGUCAGAAUGUCUCAUUGGUGAUGUAAACAGUGUAAACCAUGAAGCUUAAUAUUACGAAAGUACCCUGAUGUGGAAUAAUAAACAAUUAUUGAUACCUGUAUUUGUAAAUUUUUAAUAAUACACAGAAAAAACAGUUAACUUGAAUCAAGGAAAAUAUUCUCAAAUAUAUCAAGUAAACAAUUAUCUUCAAAUUUUUAUCUUGAAUCAAAAUUUUUUUUCUCACGUCAACAUAUAUUUACGCUUAAAUCAAAAAAUUUUCACUUGUUUCAAGAGUUUAUAUUUCUUAAAGUAAGAGAUAUUUUUUUUGGAGCAAGAUAAAUUCUUUUUUUGUAGCAAUAUUGCAUUUUUUCGGUUAAAAAAAAUAAAAUUUCUCGGAACAAGUACUAUUCUUUUUACGCAAGUAUUUUUGUAUUCUCCGACCAAGAAAACAAAAGUUGCUUAAGCCAAGAGAAAAAAUUUCUUGGGAGAAAAGAUCGAUAUGGAGAAGGGGAAAGUCACCGCUGCUAGACAGCAGCAGCGGGAGUAGUUCGGUGCUCGCCACGAAAUCGCGCCUACGACAUGUAGUGUCCCUGGUGAUACAUUUAUUUUAGAAGUAUUAUAUUCCAAAUUUCAUUACGAUAUUGUUUGGGUAGUCUUCUGUCAUUUGAUAGAACUACAAGUACCCUUUUGAAUUGUACUAUAGUAUAUCCUAUAAUACAUCAUGAUUCAUGACUUUAAUAUUUAAUAUUAAAGUUACUUGAAAUUCAAGUCUUGAAUAAUUUUGUUCGGAAAAAAAACAGAAAAAAUUACGUUUCAAAUUAAAACAAACCCGUGUAAAAAAGUUCGGGAAUUCCGGCGGUGAUUCUGCAGAAUUCCUAAGGAAUUCAUAUUUGUGUCAAAAUCGGACUUCCGGAUGAAUUCCGAAUGAAAACUAGUCCGCUUGAAUACCGAUGAAUUAUUUUCAGAUUACUAAAUAAAAAAUUUUUGUUUCCUACUUUAAAAAUAAUUUAUAAAAUACUCAUGUUAUUUUCCGCUAGAACUUGGCUGGAAUUCUGCAAGAGCUUUUUGGAAGUCCUCCAGAAUUCAUCCGGUGUUCGAGCGGAAAUUUUAGGACAUUGGUAUAAAAUAAUCACUUGGUAAAUUCAUUGAAAGUCCACUUGAAUUCCGAUGAAUUUUGGCAGUAAUCUAAACCCAAAAUUUUAAAUCUCCACUUUAUUAAUAAUUUAUUGAAUAGUCAAGUCCUAAUCCAAUAGAACUCAGCUGGAAUUCUGCCAGAGCUUUUUUGGAAAUCCUCCAGAAUUCAUCCGGUGUUCGAGAAGAAAUUUUAGGACAUUGGUAUAAAUUAAAAACUUGUCAAACUCAUUUAAAGACCGCUUGUAUUCCGAUGAAUUGUUACCAGCAAGACUCUGAAUCGAACAUUUCCCAUCGGCUAUUCUUAAAAAUAAUUUUACUGCUCUUCAUGUACCUCCGCAAGAUGUCACUAAGAUCUUACUAGGAAUUCGUUAUGUGAUAAAACCUUUUUUUCUAUCUAGGAAAUCUUACAUUAUUUUUCUUGAUUUCAUCUUUCUGCAAUUACGUCCGUUCAGCUAAUAUUACUGUUUUUUUACUGAAAUUCUUACCAUCCGUUACGGUAAAGUCGCAUGACUAGUUUUCAUUCGGAAUUCAUCCGGAAGUCCGAUUUUGACACAAAUAUGAGUUCCUUAGGAAUUCUGCAGAAUCACCGCCGGAAUUCCCGAACUUUUUUACACGGGAAAAAAUAAAAAAAAUCCACACGUCAACCUUUCGGAGAGAGAAUACAUUUUUGACUGAGAAAAAUUUAAGUCUUCAUUAAAGAAGCAAACUUUUGGAGCAAGAAAUUUUUUUUCUUGGCCCAAGCAACUUUUAUUUUCACUUAAGCAAUUUAUUUUUCGGAGCAAGAGAAUUUUUUUCUUGGACCAAGAGAUUUUUUCUUGGCCCAAGGGAUUUUUUUUUUUCAAUCAAGACGUUUAUUUUUUGGAGCAAGAAAAUUUUUUCCUUGCGCCAAGAAAUUUUUUCUUAGCCCGAGUUAACUUUUUUUCGUUCAAAACUUUGAGUUUUUGGAGUAAGAAAUUUUUUUUCUUGGGGCAAGAAAAAGUUUUUUGGCUGAAGUUAAACUUUUUUUCGUUCAAAACGUUGAUUUUUUGGCAAGAGAUGACUUCUUUUCUGUAGCCAAGAAUUUUUUUUCUUAAACCAAGAAAUUUUCAAUUUCGCUUCAAAAAUAAAUUUUUUUGGAGCAAGAGAAUUUACUGUCUUGAACCAAAAAAAAGUUUUUGAAUCAAGUGUUUUACUUUUAUUAAAUCAAAAAUGAAAAUUCGGAAGACAAUAUUUUUCUUGAACCAAGUUAACUGUUUUUUCUGAGUACUUUAAACAUUCUUUUCAAAUCCUACAAUUUCU